Messenger RNA from Fraxinus pennsylvanica, 402 nucleotides. NCBI's taxonomy places the organism in Eukaryota, Viridiplantae, Streptophyta, Magnoliopsida, Lamiales, Oleaceae. The record is from the annotation of a GenBank genome assembly.
AUGCAUAUUGUUGUUCCAACAGCGGAUGACUACUCUAUGAGCCUUGGGGCAGCUGUAACAGUCUGUGUUUCUGUUCUGGCAGAGCAGUUAACCGACGUUAUAUCAUUGACUGUGUGCCACUUAACAUCCGCCUGCAAGCUUCAGCAGGUUUUGUUAGUGCUAGUGCUCUCGGAAUGGGAACCUGCUCAGGAGUCUGAAGUUAACAAUGUCCAACAGGAAUCUAAUGGCCUAGAAAAUGAUAAGCUUGAGAAGGGUCUUGCACAACCGUUGCUUUUAACUUCAACUGAAAAUGAACAAGAUGAUGAGGGGGAUCAAGAAUUUGAUGGGAGUGACGAAGCUCCUGAGGAAUCCCGUCUAUCAGCUUAUAGGUUACUUACGCCUUCUGUUAUGCUAUGUGCUUGA